AGCGCAGCGGGAGGGGUGCCCGGGUCUCUGGGCUUUCAGCGGGAGGAGCGGGGAGGGUUUCUAGGAGCCCUGCGAGGCUGACCUGCAAUCGCCUUCAGACACAAGGACUGGGAGCCCCGCCAGACCACAGGGCAGGCGCCCAGCAUCCUGGGCUGGGCAAUGUGGGGGGUGGGGGCUCUGGUUUCCAGAACCCGGUGGGAGAACAGGAGAUAGUGCGACUCGAGGUGGCCCUUGAAGGUUGGGUAAAGGGUGGAGACCCAGCCUCCUCGCCGCGUUGGGCCGACAGAAAAAUGCCGCGGUCCGGGGUCCUCGCCUUUAACGCGGCCCCCAGGGAGGAGACGGGAGGGGGAGGGGCGGUGCGGCGCAUGCGCGGCGCGGGCUGGAGCCGCCGGACAGUCCGGCCGCCGGGAGCGCGCAGGAGCCGGCGGGGAACCCCGAGAGCGCCGGGACCCCGCGCGGGGGGCUCUGAGCGGCGCGGCAGACCGGAGCCCCCAGCCUGCCGGCGCCGCUGCCCGCCCGGGGCCCGGGAGCGGAGGCCAAGAUGUCCGUGCCGAAUGUGCUGGCCAAAGCCCUCUAUGACAACGUGGCCGAGUCCCCGGAUGAGCUCUCCUUCCGCAAGGGCGACAUCAUGACCGUGCUGGAGCGGGACACACAGGGCCUGGAUGGCUGGUGGCUCUGCUCACUGCAUGGGCGCCAAGGCAUAGUGCCCGGAAACCGCCUUAAGAUCCUUGUGGGCAUGCACGACAAGAAGCCAGCAGGACCCGGACCCGGCCCACCCGCCACCUCGGCCCAGCCCCAGCCUGGCCUCCACGCCCCAACUGCCCAGUACACACCCAUGCUUCCUGCCACAUACCAGCCCCAGCCCGAUAGCGUCUACCUGGUACCCACCCCCAGCAAGACUCAGCAAGGCCUCUACCAAGCCCCUGGGCCCAGCCCACAGUUCCAGUCUCCCCCAGCGAAGCAGACAUCUACAUUCUUGAAGCAGAUGCCCCAUCACCCUUUUCCCAGCCCAGCCCCAGACCUUUACCAGGUGCCCCCAGGGCCCGGCAGCCCCGCCCAGGACAUUUACCAGGUGCCACCUGCUGCCGGGACAGGGCAUGACAUCUACCAGGUGCCCCCAUCUAUGGAUGCACGCAGCUGGGAGGGGACGAAGCCACCAGCGAAGGUGGUGGUGCCCACCCGUGUGGGGCAGGGCUAUGUGUUUGAGGCCUCCCAGCCGGAGCAGGACGAGUACGACAUCCCCCGCCACCUCCUAGCCCCGGGGCCCCAGGACAUCUACGAUGUGCCCCCAGUUCGGGGUCUGCUUCCCAGCCAGUAUGGCCAAGAGGUCUAUGACACGCCACCCAUGGCUGUCAAGGGUCCUAACGGCCGGGAUCCAUCACUGGAUGUAUACGAUGUACCCCCCAGUGUGGAGAAGGGCCUGCCGUUGUCCAACCACCAUGCGGUGUAUGAUGUUCCUCCGUCAGUGAGCAAGGACGUGCCUGAUGGCCCACUGCUGCGUGAGGAGACCUAUGACGUGCCCCCCGCCUUUGCCAAGGCCAAGCCCUUUGACCCGACCCGCCACCCUCUGGUCCUUGCUGCGCCUGCUCCGGACGCUCUGCCGGCCGAGGAUGUGUAUGACGUGCCUCCCCCCGCUCCUGACCUCUAUGACGUGCCCCCCGGCUUGCGGCGGCCCGGUCCUGGCACCCUGUACGACGUGCCCCGCGAGCGGCUGCUUCCUCCCGAGACGGCUGACGGCAGUGCGGCCGACGACAGCGUGUAUGCGGUGCCACCACCUGCCGAGCGGGAGGCCCCAAGCGAGGCCAAGCGGCUGUCGGCCUCCAGUACCGGGAGCACACGCAGCAGCCAGUCGGCCUCCUCGCUGGAGGCCGCCGGGCCGGGCCGCGAGCCCCUGGAGCUGGAGGUGGCCGUGGAGGCCCUGGUGCGGCUGCAGCAGGGCGUCGGUGCCACCGUGGCCCAGCUCCUGGACCUGGCGGGCAGCGGCGGGGGGGGCUGGCGCUGCGCCGCCGAGCCUCAGGAGCCGCUGGUGCGGGACCUGCGUGCCGCCGUGGCCGCCGUCCAGGGCGCCGUCCACGAGCUGCUGGAGUUUGCCCGCGGCGCCGUAGGCAAUGCCGCCCACACCUCUGACCGCACUCUGCAUGCGAAGCUCAGCCGGCAGCUGCAGAAGAUGGAGGAUGUGUACCAGACGCUGGGGGCCCACGGUCAGGCCCUCGAUGGUGGCCGGGGAGGCCCCGGGGCCACUCCCGAAGACCUGGACCGCCUGGUGGCCUGCUCACGGGCUGUGCCCGAGGAUGCCAAGCAGCUGGCCUCCUUCUUACAUGGCAAUGCCUCGCUGCUCUUCAGACGGACCAAGGCCCCCGUGCCAGGGCCGGAGGGGGGCGGCCCCCUGCACCCCAACCCCAUCGACAAGGCCAGCAGCAUCCAGUCCCGGCCCCUGCCCUCACCCCCUAAGUUCACCUCCCAGGACUCCCCAGACGGGCAGUAUGAGAACAGUGAGGGGGGCUGGAUGGAGGAUUACGACUAUGUCCACCUGCAGGGGAAGGAAGAGUUUGAGAAGACCCAGAAGGAGCUGCUGGAAAAGGGCAACAUCAUGCGGCAGGGGAAGGGCCAGCUCGAGCUGCAGCAGCUGAAGCAGUUCGAGCGACUGGAGCAGGAGGUGUCCCGGCCCAUAGACCACGACCUGGCCAACUGGACGCCGGCACGGCCGCUGGCCCCGGGGCGGACGGGCAGCCUGGGGCCCUCAGACCGGGAGCUGCUGCUCUUCUACCUGGAGCAGUGCGAGGCCAACCUGACCACACUGACCAACGCGGUGGACGCCUUCUUCAGCGCCGUGGCCACCAACCAGCCGCCCAAGAUCUUCGUGGCGCACAGCAAGUUCGUCAUCCUCAGCGCCCACAAGCUGGUGUUCAUCGGGGACACGUUGUCGAGGCAGGCCAAGGCGGCCGACGUGCGCAGCCAGGUGACCCACUACAGCAACCUGCUGUGUGAUCUCCUGCGUGGCAUCGUGGCCACCACCAAGGCCGCUGCCCUGCAGUACCCGUCGCCUGCCGCUGCCCAGGACAUGGUGGACAGGGUCAAGGAGCUGGGCCACAGCACCCAGCAGUUCCGCCGGGUCCUGGGCCAGCUGGCAGCUGCCUGAGAGCCGGUGACCGCAGGGAUGCGGGUCAGGGGAGGAGGGCACCUGCCCUGAGAGAGUCGCCAUGCUGCAGGUGCGGGGACAGGUGCCCCAGCUCUGUCCGGGCCUGGUGCCCCAGACUGUCCAGGGCUUUGUACAUAGUUAGGAUGGGGCAGGAUAUGGGACCACGCCUCCUCAGAGGAGCCCAAGCAGAGCUGGGCCCCUGGGAGCCAAGGCUGAGGAGUGAGCUGGUUGUCUUCCCUGCAUACACGGGGGGCCGGGGCCCAGAGAGCCCUGGGCCAUGACCCUCAUGGCCUCAGAGGACCCCUUGAGCUAAUCCUAGCCCCACAGGGGUGCCAGGUCCCCCGUCCCCCCACAGCACAAGCGCCACUGUACCAGGAGAAAAACUCUAAAACACUAUUUUUCAUUAUUGGUUUUCCAAUCAUUUGACUAAUAGUCUACAUUUAAAUAAAAUUUUAAAAAUGAAAAGCCUCUGGUGUGAGAGGUGUGAGAGCCAGGAAGGCUCAUGGAUGUGAGCAGCUGUGUCCUUGCUCUCAGAUGCCAUGGGGUAGGAGCUGCAGGUUGAGGCAAUUCGGGCUGAGGCUGUGGGCGGCUUCCCGGGAGGGUGAAGAAAAAGUGGGUCCCUUCAGGAGAAAACCAAGGCCCUGGGACACAGGGCUGGGCCAGGGAUCUUCUGCAAGGUGGGAGCAGGUCUGCCAAUGGCCCCAAGACCUUGGGAGUCCAGGCUGCUGGAGAGAAGUUGAGCCGUCCUCCGACAGCAGGGCCCAAGCGCGCUGGCCGAGGAGGGGUGCGGGCCGCGGCGAGGUUGGCAGAAAGCCAGCGUGGACGGAAGCAGCUCCAGGAGCGCACCGGGCUCUCUUGGAGCCUACGUUCCGGGGCAGAGAACCCGCCGAGGGCACCACGGAAACUCGUUUUCACAGACCUUGCCCAGAACUUGGCUCUGAGAGAGGAGCUCAUUAUUUCAGCUGUGGGACUUCUUCCAGAGCAUCUUUUCUGGAAUUACACAUAGACUUGGCCUCCAAGUUGGGGUUUGGGGUCCGCCCUUGACCUGAGUCAUUGUAUGUCCUCCCCUGGCCUCUCGGGGUAUGUCCAGCACCGUGGGGGAGGCAAGAACCCUGGGACUCAGGAAGGUGCGGCUCCUGGCGCUGUCUCUUGUGCAUGUGAACUUGGGCCUCGGUCUCUCUAACUCUACGAAGAAAGGGCAGGAUCUGUCAGCCCUCUUGGCUCUCAACUUUACAGCGGGGACCCCAGUGAAGGCAGCCAUCCUUUUCACCACCACCCCCCCCAGCACCCUGGGGUGAGGACACAGAAGUGAAGAGGCAUGUGGUUGCUCUCAGGGUUUUACCUGGGUUCUGCAGAAGGGGCGGUGGGUGGGGGUUCAUUUGGUCUCCAGAACCUCGAGAACCCAGGGAUUGAACUCAGUGACAUGGGUAUACACCCCUGGUGAGAAUGGGUGGCACCAGCUACUGCCCCAGGACACGAUGCCCACCAGGGUCCAGGCUCCGUCCUUCUGGCAGACCAGGGGGCCACCAGAGUCGCCCUGCAGGAGGAGAAAGGACUUGUUCCAAAGCCCGAAGUGGGGUGCCAGGUUCCCAGCGUGCCCUGACCUGCCCCAGCCCAGGUUCUGUGCAGAGAAAUGACCAGGGUGGGCACAGUGACUGAGCAGGAGACCCUUCCAUGUGGGCCCCACGGCAGCCCCAGCUCCGUCACCGACUCCGGGACGGCCUGGGGCAGGUGGCCGACCCUCUGACCCGGCCAGCGUCUGUACAGUGGGCCGGAAACCUCCACCACCCCAUCGCCCCCUACCCCCCCCCGCCCCGCGGCGGCUGGCGGGAAGAUGCCACGGCGCCCGGAAGCCCCGCAGCACGCCCCGGCCAGAGCGAGCCCUGGGUCCGAGGCACCUGCUGGGCGGGUCCGGGCUUUGGCCGGGCCAGCUGGCGGGAGCGAGCGGGAGGAGACGCGCGCAGAAAGGAGCCGCGCUCCCCGCCUGAGCAGGGGCGGGGCGAGGUCCGCGAGCGCGGGCGGGGGUGGUGGAGCCGGGCCGCACCUUGCAGGAGGAGACCCCGCUGGCGCCGGCGCAAAUCAUCACAUCGCUGAUCUUGCUGCCCCAGAACUUCUGGCACUCGGCGUUGGACAGGAGGGGCAGGGCCGCCUGCUGCAGCUUGUCGGGGGUCUUGUUGGCUGGAGGGACACAGCAGGCCGGCGGGGGUCAGGGCCCCUCCCCCGCCCACCCCACAGCGGAAGCCGCCGCCGAGGGAGCCGCGGGGGAAGGGGAGACCCGGCCGGACCCCGGGGCCAGCGGGGCACGGCCACCGGCCUCGAGUCCGGGGACGAUUUCCAGGCCUGGAAAUGGGGCAAUGUGGACCUGGCUGCAAGUUCGUGAGGGCGAUGCUUGCUGGUACGUAGGUGUUUCUCGGCAAGUUAGUCUUCAAGUAUAGAGCGCUUAAACUCAUCUCUAUUCAUGUUUGGUAGGUUUUUCAUUAAGAGGGUUUUAAAUAAAGAAAU
Messenger RNA from Zalophus californianus (California sea lion), 5641 nucleotides. RefSeq names its product BCAR1 scaffold protein, Cas family member (gene BCAR1). NCBI's taxonomy places the organism in Eukaryota, Metazoa, Chordata, Mammalia, Carnivora, Otariidae. Gene Ontology annotation, molecular function: protein binding. The transcript has 7 exons. The record is from RefSeq and is a predicted model, not a curated record. Gene Ontology annotation, cellular component: focal adhesion; cytoplasm; plasma membrane. The coding region runs from base 542 to 3139 and encodes 865 amino acids. Gene Ontology annotation, biological process: cell surface receptor protein tyrosine kinase signaling pathway; cell migration.